AUUUGUUUAUCUUAUUUAUUAUAUGUUUCAUUCAUUAUAUAAAGUGGAGAUGCCCAAUGUUAUAAAUUAUUAAAUCAUAUAAAAUAUUAGAAUAAUGUCAAAUUGUGUUAGUGUGUUGAGUUUAUUGUAGCCAAUAAACUACCUUCACUAAUAGUUAUCUAUGGUAAACAACAAUUGGUUUUGAAUAGUUUUAAAACAUAGGUUUACAUUCGCAAAUUUUAGUAAGGUUUGAUAUUAAAUAUUACAAAAUUAAUAUUCUGAUUAACUUAUAGCUAUUGUAUUUGGAUAAUUGAUCAAAAAUCUAAAAAAAAACUAUCAGCCCUAAUAGCGCACAUUUUAUUUGUGAACUUAGUUAGAAAUAAUUACAAUUAAGACUUCUUAAUAUAAGUGAAAGCUAUAGUAACCCACCAUGCUAUUGGUGGGAUUUAUCAUUUUUAUCAGAUAACCUCACUUGUUUUUGAAAAUAAACAGCUAGGAAAUCUAUUACUAUUAUAUUAACAAGUUUAACUAGCUUAUGCAAAUCCUACACGCCCAUUUUAUUGAAUCUAAUUAUUAGAAGUGCUAUAGUUACUAUUCAACGAGAUAUUUUUUUCUUUUUUUUGAAAAUUAUUUGUCACUAUCUUUAAAAAUGCGUUUAGGAAGUAUUGUUGCUGAUUUUACAGCAGAAUCUACCCAGGGUCCAAUAUCUUUUUACAAUUGGAUUGGCGAUUCAAUUUAAAUCUUUGGUUACAACAUAGCUUCUCAUUGUUUGUACUGUAUACACAUACAUUUCAGUAGCAAUCAAGACGGUUGAUCAGCACAAUAGCCCAUAAAGAAAUUAGACGUGUAAUAUGUGCAAUCCAGCCAAUAAAUUCAAGUAUCUCACUAAUGUUAGACUAUUUUCAAAAGACAAUCAUAUGGAAUUUAAUGAGAUUCCUGGACCAAAAUCAUUACCAUUUAUCGGAACUUUGUAUAAAUAUAUUCCUUUUUUGGGACCUUAUAAAUUUGACCGAUUGCACAUGAAUGGAUUAGCAAAAUAUCGUCAAUAUGGUCCUGUUGUUCGAGAAGAUAUUGUUCCAGGUGUUUCUUUACUGUGGAUAUUCAAACCAGAAGAUAUAGAAACUCUUUACAGAAAUGAAGGAAGAUACCCAGAAAGGCGAAGUCAUCUCGCUUUGCAAAAAUAUAGGUUAGAUAAACCUAAUGUUUACAGUACUGGGGGUUUACUACCUACAAAUGGUCCUGAUUGGUGGAAGAUUAGAAAAGCAUUUCAGAAACAUUUAAGUAAAGUCAAAUGCGUUAGACAAUAUAUCAGUAGUUCUGAUACUGUUGUUAACCAGUUUAUUGAACAAAGGAUGAGGUCCAAAAAGGACAUUAAAGAUUUUACACCAGAACUGUUGAGGUUAUUUUUAGAGUUGACUUAUUUUAUUGCGUUUGAUGAAAGGCUUCAAGGUUUUAAUGACCAUGAAUGGAAAACAAAUUCAGAUAGCUCAAAUCUAAUUAAUGCUGCUCAGAAAAUCAAUAGUGCUAUUCUUAAAACUGAUAAUGGACCACAACUUUGGAAAAAAUUUGAUACGCCAAUGUAUAAUAACAUUAAAAAAGGACAUGAGUAUAUUGAAAAAAUUGCUCUACGAGUAAUAAAGAAAAAAUUGUCGAAUUCGAGUAGGGAAACUUCAGAAUCCAAAAUUAACGUGUCAUUAUUAGAUGAAUAUCUUCGUUCAGAUGAAACAAAUGUCAAAGAUGUGGUGGGCAUGACUGUAGACAUAUUGUUAGCAGGAAUCGACACGGUUACAUAUUCGUGUUGUUUCGCUUUAUAUCACUUGGCGAACAAUUUGAAUGCACAAAAUCAAAUGUAUGAGGAAGUAUGCUCGCUUUUACCAAAUUUUAAUACAAAAAUUACUGAAGAAAUUAUUGAACGAGCUAUAUUUACAAAAGCUGUAAUCAAAGAGACAUUUCGGUUAAAUCCUAUAUCAGUAGGUGUUGGAAGAAUAUUGCCCGUCGAAUGUGUAUUUUCUGGAUAUAAAGUACCACCAGGUACUGUAGUUGUAACCCAGAAUCAAGUCACUUGUCGAAUGGAGGAAUAUUUUUAUGAGCCAAAUACAUUUUUACCCAAUAGAUGGAUAAAAGACAAAAUCGAAUAUACGCCAGUUAGUCCAUUUCUUGUACUUCCCUUUGGUCAUGGACCUAGGACAUGUAUUGCUAGACGUCUAGCAGAACAAUUUCUUCAAAUUGUACUUAUAAAAAUUGUUAGAAAUUUUGCUCUGACAUGGAUUGGGCCAAGCUUAGAUAGUAAAUCAUUACUCAUUAACAAACCAGAUGGUCCAAUUCAACUUCGACUUCAAACAAGAUCUACUUAAAAAAUUUUAUAAAAAAUAUAAUUUAUUUAAUUAAUAAAAAUUAUUGGAAUGAAGUGUAAUUAAUAUAAAGCUUUAAAAAACUUUUAUUAGAAUUAAAUUUCCAAUACUUAAUUUAGCCA
Daktulosphaira vitifoliae (grape phylloxera) is the source of this 2452-nucleotide messenger RNA. RefSeq lists its product as uncharacterized. NCBI's taxonomy places the organism in Eukaryota, Metazoa, Arthropoda, Insecta, Hemiptera, Phylloxeridae. Gene Ontology annotation, cellular component: mitochondrion; cytosol. Bases 831 to 2333 code for a protein of 500 amino acids. Gene Ontology annotation, molecular function: oxidoreductase activity, acting on paired donors, with incorporation or reduction of molecular oxygen; peroxiredoxin activity; heme binding. The transcript is spliced from 10 exons. The record is from RefSeq and is a predicted model, not a curated record. Gene Ontology annotation, biological process: cellular oxidant detoxification; cell redox homeostasis.